ACGCGGCCGGGUGAGGACGUGAGGAGCGGCAGCCGACACCAUGGCGGCCGUCAGUGAGCACGCUGGCGAGUACAUCGGACAGCUGAAGGCCGAACUGGACGCCUUGGCCGGCACGGGCAAGUUCCCGCACGCGCAGCGGCUGCUCUACCAAGAGAUUGAGCGCUUCCAAACGGGACGGAUCUGGCGCGACGACAGAAAAAUGGUCGAUGUCACGAAGGAGAAGUCCUUGCGAAUCAGCAGCAGGGUGGUGGUACCGGUCAAAGAGCACCCCAAGUUCAAUUUUGUGGGCAAACUUCUCGGCCCCAAGGGAAACUCUCUCAAGCGACUUCAGGAGGAAACCAUGACGAAGAUGGCCAUUCUGGGCCGCGGCUCUAUGCGCGACAAGCAAAAGAAUCCCUCUGGGGAGCUGCUAGCCAAAGUAUCAUUCCCCUUGUACACCAUCAAGGCGCUGUCCGGUCAGCACAUCCUUGUGGCGGGUGGUGGCGGCUCGGCGAAGACCGGAGUGGCCAAUGGAUUUCAAAUCUUCGAGCUGACGCACUCGGGCAAGCAGACGGAGGCAGAAGAGGUGGCCUGGCACGAGACCGGCAACAAGGCCAUCAUGAACUGCGUGGCGUUCUCGUACGGCCGUCAGGAAGUGCUGGCCGCAGGGCUCGACGACGACCUCCAGCUGUACCAGAUCAGCCGCAAGCUCGUGGAGGAGGACAAGGAGGGACACGUCCUGCCCGACGAAGACAAGUUCGUGCAGACCCGGCGGCGCAGGAAGAGCGAGUCGCUGAGCAACAGUCAGGAGGGCCGCUUCUUCAGGAAAGGACGCCACCCGUCCGGCAACAAGAGGAUCGGCUUCAACAUCACCACGCAGGAAUCCGUCCGCACCGAUUUCAACACCAAGGGGGACGACUCGUUCCAGAAGAUGGUGCGCGUGAGCCUGGACCGGACGUUCCUGGUGACGGGCGGCUGCGACGGCCACCUGCGCGUCUGGAAGUACCCCGGCCUCGCCAAGCUGCGCGACGUCAAGGCACACGCCAAGGAGAUCGACGACAUUGACAUCAGCCCGUCCGGAUCCAAGAUCGUCAGCAUCGGAAAAGACAACAAGUGCAAUGUUUGGAACGUCAAGGAUGGAAAGAAGGUUGCCCAACUAGACUUCGAUCCUCCGCAGAAGGGGUGCAAGUACAUCUUCAAGAAAUGCAGAUUCGGCAUUGUCGAGGGCGACAAGAACAACUUCCGCCUGUACACCCUCCACAACCCGGUGGCUUCCCGCAAGCCCGGGUACAUCGUGAAGUGGAACACCACCUCCUUCGUGCCGGAGAAGAUAGUAACCGUUCCAGGCAGCCUGUCGGCGCUAGCCGUCAGUGACGACGGCCGUUUCCUGGCCGUGGGCUCCAUGGAGACGGGCUCUGUUAGCAUCUACAUCAGCUUCAGCCUGCAGCUGCUGAAAACGGUGGAGAGCGCGCACCACACGUUCGUGACGGGCCUGGAGUUCCUGCCGUCGGGCGAGGCGGCGCGCGCCGUCACCGGCAACAGCGACGCCAGCGUGGUCAGCAUCAGCGUCGACAACCAGGUCAAGAUCCACCACGUGGCGCGCCGAGGGACCAUCUCAGUGAUGCUGGCCAGCCUUAUAGUGGUGGUGGUGAUGGUGCUGACGUUCGUCGUCUGCAGCAUGUUGGGCAUAUGAUUGGACGUGGGUUAGCACCAUUCUGCGUAAGCCGAGCGUGGGACAGAAGGCUCCCGCCGGUGGAUGGGGCCGCAGGCGGCUGCAGCCAUAUCACUGUACAAGCGCCUCGUCAAGACCAGCUGCGAUGAUCACUUUUCGUUUUGUUUUCUUCUCGGCAAUAAGCAUGCUCUAGGGGGUUGCUGGUGGCUGUACGUGUUGUGUUGUUGGUUGUACGGCGCGGGGCAAUCAUCGGUUGAUACGUGCCCGAGCCACGCCCCGUGAUAGCCCUGAACUCUGGGGUCCACGUCCUGCCUGGUGAUGCGGGGUUCCGUUGUGAAGGUCGUCUGGCGUGGUGAUCUGUGUCGCCGGCAACACUCGAGACAUACGUUCCGUGUCGUACUGAUAUGUGAUCGUCAAGCCACGCUUUUGUGCUUUGGAAAAGUUGUGAGUUCCUGAUGUAAAAUACAUGGUGACUAUAUCUGAUUAAAAACAA
Messenger RNA from Pollicipes pollicipes, 2144 nucleotides. Its product is annotated as prolactin regulatory element-binding protein-like. Gene Ontology annotation, cellular component: endoplasmic reticulum membrane. Gene Ontology annotation, biological process: endoplasmic reticulum to Golgi vesicle-mediated transport. The record is from RefSeq and is a predicted model, not a curated record. Gene Ontology annotation, molecular function: RNA binding; protein binding; guanyl-nucleotide exchange factor activity. NCBI's taxonomy places the organism in Eukaryota, Metazoa, Arthropoda, Thecostraca, Pollicipedomorpha, Pollicipedidae.